GACGCCCCACAACGAUGCCUUCUGCAAUCCAACGUAUGCUGCUUGACAGGGGGCGUGCAACUGUCUUCUCAACUGCUCGAUUCAACGCCUUUUUCAGACAUGGCGUCGCUUAGACGUGGGCACUUUGCCUGAGGAAAAGCCCUUCACAACACCUCAGUGAUGCAUCCGCAUCCCUUCGAGACACCAUCUCUUCGGAUCGACUCGGUAAACGUAGCGAUCUGUCAAUCUGUCGUUUAUAAGACCAUCCUAUCCCCCACCCCUCUACGUUCUCAUCAUCACAGUCACUACACUCCUCAAUCGCUUCAUAUACCCAUCAAUGGAUCGACGAAGAUCUUCUCUGGCUCUUGCCGCUCUCGGCCUUCUUGCGACCGCAGCCGGAACCGCUCAGGCAGCUUGUGAGUGUGGUUACCAGACCGGAGACGGAUCCGUCUGGUCGCAUGCCAUGACCGCCGACUUCUCCUCCAUGGCCGACGCCGACACAAUUGCCGACUCUGGUAUCUCCAGCGAUUGGUAUGCCCAAACUUGGGGUACCGACGCCGGUACUGCCGCUUACCAGAUGCAGAACAAUGGUUCCAACGCCUACGUUCGGAACGGUAACCUUGUCGUUAAGACUUCUGGCUACUCUGGCUCUGGUGCUGUUCAGGUUGGUGAAGUCGACACUGCUCGCACUGACAUUCUUUACGGUUCCUUCCGCUCUACUUUCAGUGUCGAGGCUACCCCUGGUGUUUGCGCCGGUUUCUUCUACUACAAGUCCGAUACCCAAGAGACCGAUAUCGAGGUCUUGACUUCGGAGUCUACCAACCAGAUUCACUACUCUAACCAGCCCGCCUACGACGCUUCCACUGACAACUCCGUUCCCGGUGCCACUUACACCGAAGCUGUCUCCGGUGGAUGGACCAGCUCCAUUCAGCACCGUUUCGACUGGCAACCUUCUGUCACUACCUUCUACCAGAAUGGCAAUGCUAUCCGCCAGAUGACCGUGAACGUGCCCUCUACUCCAGGUGCCGUCAUCAUGAACGUCUGGUCCGACGGUGGUGACUGGACUCAGGGCCCUCCUACCGCUGAUGCUCAUAUGUACAUCUCCAACUACCAGUUCUACUUCAACGUCACCAACGAUCAGCAGGGCUCCUCCUCCACUUUCGAGAAGUCUUGCGCCGCCGCUGGUGGUGUUGGUGCUGUGCCCUACUGCUUGGUUGACGGUGCUGUCACUGGUAAGCCUACUGUUGCCAGCUCUACGUCUACUUCUUCUGCGGCUUCCAACAUCUCCCCUGACAACAGCUGUGGUCCUUCCAGCGCUGGUAACUACACUUGUCCGGACAACGGCUGCUGUUCUUCCCACGGCUGGUGCGGUAC
This is a messenger RNA of Saitoella complicata NRRL Y-17804, 1353 nucleotides long. Its product is annotated as concanavalin A-like lectin/glucanase. The annotation marks the transcript as partial. The record is from RefSeq and is a predicted model, not a curated record. Gene Ontology annotation, molecular function: hydrolase activity, hydrolyzing O-glycosyl compounds. Lineage: Eukaryota; Fungi; Ascomycota; Saitoellomycetes; Saitoellales; Saitoellaceae. Gene Ontology annotation, biological process: carbohydrate metabolic process. The transcript has a single exon.